Molecule: messenger RNA, 2184 nt
Organism: Homalodisca vitripennis (glassy-winged sharpshooter)
Lineage: Eukaryota; Metazoa; Arthropoda; Insecta; Hemiptera; Cicadellidae
Exons: 2
Coding region: 1-2184 (727 amino acids)
Source: RefSeq, a predicted model, not a curated record
AUGGAACGAAUUGCUGAAUUUCUAGAGUGUAUCCCCAAAGCCAAGACUUCUACCAUCAUUAUCGGUGAUCUGAACAUUGACAACCUAGUUCCAUCAAUCGGCAAAAGUCUUCUUAAUGAACUAAUCACCUCGCACAAUAUCAGAAGAGUUCCCUUGCCCCCCACCAGAAUUACACCGCAUUCUGCCACCUCUAUCGACGCAGUGUGCACCACCUUAGACGAAAGUCAGAUUUCAGUGCAUGUCUUUCACACGGGCAUCUCCGAUCACACUGGACAGCUAUGCCGUUUGAAUCUUCCGAAUACUCUGGAAAAACCAACUGUCUCAACUCGACGCCAUCUCAACCCUAACAGCCUCAAUGACUUGAAAUUGCACUUACCUCUGGAAUCCUGGGAUAACGUGUUGGAAACCGUCGACAUUGAUCAGGCCUACGGCAAUUUGCUAAACUCUGUCACUAUCGCUCUUGACCAUGCAUGUCCUGAAAAAAAAUCAAGAAAAAGAAGAAAAAAAAGAAUGAUACCGUACGAUGAAGAAACAAACGAGUUAAAGGAGAAAUUUAUACAAGCCAACAACUUGUUCCUAACAAAUGGUAGCUCGGAAGACAAAGCAAGAGCUAAUGGCCUGAAGAAAGCUUAUGACAUGAAGCUCCGGUCACUUAGGCGCAAGGGAAAUGCUGAUUACAUUGCAUCCGCCAAUAAUAAAAGCAAAGCCAUAUGGAACGUCAUCAACCAAGAACGUAAAUCCAAACUCACAUUCAACCCAGAAAUAAAAUCUCUGAUAGUUGAUGAUAGAACCGUCGUAGAUCCCGUGUUAAUUGCCCAGAGCUUUAACGAGUACUUUACCACAGUUGCAGCAAAGACUCUAGAGCAAAAUCAGAUUACUCCAUCCUCUUCAACCAAUCCAAAUAACAACUUACAACCAACGUUAUCGGAGUUUUCAGCUGCGUCCAUGGCCGAAAUAUCUAAAAUAAUAGACAAUCUGAAGAUAAAGGAUUCUGCAGGGCUUGACGAGAUAUCUUCGAGAAUAGCUAAGCAUUGCAAGGAGGAGCUCUUACUACCGCUUCUACACAUAACAAAUCUAUCCGUCCAACUAGGAAGUUUCCCGUCAAGGAUGAAAACUUCGAAGGUGUUUCCUCUUCACAAACGUGGCAAAAAAGACAUCAUGGACAACUACAGGCCAAUAUCACUGGUACCAACCUUCUCGAAAAUUAUCGAGAGAGUCGUCCUUAAGAGGCUGCUCCAAUUCUUGAAUGCUAAUAAGCUACUAACAGAGUAUCAGCACGGGUUCAAAAAAGGCAAGUCGACCAUCACAGCUCUUGUAGACCUAAUCGAAGAUAUUAUAAAUAACCUUGAAAAUGGUCACAAUGCCACCGGAAUCUUCAUUGACAUGAGUAAAGCAUUCGACUGCUUAAGCCACGACUUCAUCCUUAACAAACUUGGCUCGCUGGGCAUUUGCGGAAAAGCCUUGCAGUGGUUCACAAGUUAUUUGGGUGAUAGGACUCAGAUUGUGGAGCUGGGUUACCUCAGCAACAAUGAAAUCUUCAAAGUAAGAUCCACCUCUCUACCUGUCUCUAGAGGUGUGCCACAAGGGUCAGUCAUGGGACCGGUGAUUUUUACCCUCUUUACUAAUGACUUCCCGGCCCAUGUCAGUCCCUACGGGCGAUGCCACAUGUACGCCGACGACUCUGUGAUACUCUCGUCCAACAAGUCCAUUGAAAACUUGGAAAUCGAAUCCAAGAUGAGAUAUGCCAUAGUAUUGUGGGGUGGCUCAUCUCGUACUAGUCUAGAUCGAGUUUUGGUGCUCCAGAAAAGAACUGUGAGAAUAAUGGCAGAUCUGGGGGCGAGAGAUAGUUGUAGAGGGGCUUUUGUUGAAUGGGGAAUAAUGACAGUGGUGGCUACUUACAUUCUCGAGGUGAUCAUCUCUUCUUGCUCAAGGGGGAUCACUCGAAACGCCCAGAUACACGACCACAACACCAGAUUCGCCAAUAACUUCAACCUUCCAUCCCAUAGAAGAACACUUUUCGAGAAGAAACCAUCCUACGCCGGUGCGAGAUACUUCAACAUCCUUCCAGUCGAGCUCAAAAUGUUGCCCUCUCAUAGGCUGAAACCUCACCUGAAGCAGUGGCUAUCGUUGCGGCCCUUCUACACAGUCGGUGAAUUCCUGACCUGGAGAGACUUUGGAAUAUAG